Rhipicephalus microplus (southern cattle tick) is the source of this 1679-nucleotide messenger RNA. Its product is annotated as lysosomal protective protein. The record is from RefSeq and is a predicted model, not a curated record. NCBI's taxonomy places the organism in Eukaryota, Metazoa, Arthropoda, Arachnida, Ixodida, Ixodidae. Gene Ontology annotation, biological process: proteolysis. Gene Ontology annotation, molecular function: serine-type carboxypeptidase activity.
UUGCGCUCAAGACGCCAGCUAUCACCGCACCACUACAGACGCUUAUCAAUAAGAGCGUCGCGAUUCGUGCAGCCUUGUACUAGUAUCUUCGAGUGUCCUGUUUGCCGGCUGCGUCGCACCUCGUUCAUUUGGCUACGGUUGCACGUCGGGGCUGCGCAUAUCGGCUGAGAUACUUACCUGAGCAGUGGUGACGACGAAGCCACGAGGAUGCGGUCGCUCAUCGGGACCGUAGUUGUCCUCGCAGUUGUCCUGGCUGUACCAGUGGCGAUCGCCCAAGGACCACCCGAGGACGAAGUGACGCACCUGCCGGGUUCGACCAAUCAAACAACGUCUUUCAAACAGUACUCGGGGUUUCUUCAAGCGGGAGGAAUGCGACGUCUGCACUACUGGUUUAUCGCUAGUGAACGGAACCCGCAGACUGACCCGGUCAUUCUAUGGAUGAAUGGAGGGCCUGGUUGCAGCUCUCUGCUGGGACUGAUGUCGGAGCAGGGACCUUUUCGAGCGGUCAGGAGAGGAACAAAACUGAUCGUCAAUCCCUACAGAUGGAACAAGAUCGCGAACAUCAUCUUUCUGGAAGCGCCCGCUGGCGUCGGUUUCUCUUACGACCCGAGUGGAAACUACUCGACCAACGACGACCAGACAGCGGACGACAACUACCUGGCCCUCCAGGACUUCUUCUCGAAGUUCCCCAGUCUCAAGAACAACGACUUCUAUAUUGCGGGCGAGAGCUACGGAGGCAUCUACGUGCCCAUGUUGACGCAGCGAGUGCUCAAGAAUCCAAAGGGCAUCCAGCUAAAGGGUUACGCCGUUGGCAACGGCGCUCUUGACCUCAACAUCUUGGGCAACGCCUUGGUCUUCUUCGGAUACUACCAUGGACUCUACGGACUAAGCCUUUGGACCAGGUUGACGAGUAACUGCUGCCACGGAAGCGUUUCCCAGCAGUCGUGCGACUUUGUGGAACGUGAGACGCUGGAGUGCGCGACUGCGGUCCAGGAUGCCUUGGAGGUCAUAUACGACGAGCAUCUGAACGUGUACAACCUGUACGACAAGUGCGAAGACGAAAGCGGCAGAAGGCUUCUUGGUUCCCGGGCAAGUCCCUCGUCUCGCUACCACCGGUCGAGACAGCUGAUUGCGCACAGCGUCAACGUCACACGUGACCUGGACAACUUGAGCUCCAGUCCAGCAUGCAUUGAUAGCGAGAAUGUCAAACGUUAUCUUACACGAGAAGACGUGAAAGUAGCGCUGCACGUCGAGAACUCAACGCUGGAAUGGGAUGAGUGCAGUAACGUCCUGAACUACUCAACGCAAUACCGGUCAAUGAAGAAUGUCGUAAAAGAGCUCGUGGAUUCCCAACAACUGAAGACCCUCAUCUACAACGGCGACGUCGACAUGGCUUGCAACUUUCUAGGAGACGAAUGGUUCGUCAACACAUUGGGGUAUAAGCCAAAGUCAACGUACAAGCUCUGGAAGCACAAAGAUCAAGUGGCAGGAUUUUUUCAGACGUAUGAAAAUAACAUCACUUUCGUGACGAUCAAGGGAGCCGGUCACAUGGUACCAGAGGACAAGCCCGCACAAGCCUUACAGAUGAUCAGUAACUUCAUCACCGACACACCAUUCUGAUCACGUCUCGAUACAUCCGGGUUAUUGUGCUGAAUAAAUUCAUCCGAAAUGCCUGAUAA